This is a messenger RNA of Cucumis melo (muskmelon), 6028 nucleotides long. Its product is annotated as putative pentatricopeptide repeat-containing protein At1g68930. The record is from RefSeq and is a predicted model, not a curated record. Gene Ontology annotation, biological process: RNA modification. Bases 179 to 2410 code for a protein of 743 amino acids. Lineage: Eukaryota; Viridiplantae; Streptophyta; Magnoliopsida; Cucurbitales; Cucurbitaceae. The transcript has a single exon. Gene Ontology annotation, molecular function: RNA binding; protein binding; zinc ion binding.
AAUUUGUUAGGAAUGAUCUAGAUGUGGAGUUUGAAAUGAAUUGGGCCGGGGGACGGAUCAAAGAGACGUAGUGGUAGAGAAUCCGAAGUAAUUCGGAUCAUUCUUCUUCGGGUUGAGGAACCAAUUGUUUGUAUAAACGAGACGCUCGUUCCCGCCAAGUAUUUUCUUGAAGAAGAACAUGUCUUCUUCAUCAAAUUACUACACUGCUGCGCUUAAGUUUUGCUGCGAAGCUCGAAAUCGAGCCCAAGUUAAGAAGCUUCAUUGCCGCAUCAUCAGAACUGUACCAAAUCCAGAAACUUUUCUGUACAAUAACCUCAUCAAUACUUACGGGAAACUUGGGGACUUGAAGAAUGCACGGAACGUAUUCGAUCAAAUUCCUCAACCAAAUCUUUUUUCAUGGAACACGCUGCUGUCAGCUUACUCAAGAUUGGGUUACCUUCAAGAUAUGGAACGCGUCUUUGACCUCAUGCCGAACCAUGAUGUGGUCUCUUGGAACUCGCUUCUUUCUGGUUAUGCGGGUAACAGUUGGAUUUCCGAAUCGGUUAGAGUUUAUAACAUGAUGUUAAAAGAUGGGUCGGUAAACUUGAAUAGGAUUACAUUCUCUACUAUGUUAAUACUCUCAUCUAAUCGAGGAUUUGUUGAUUUGGGUCGGCAAAUUCAUGGGCAAAUCUUCAAAUUUGGUUAUCAAUCUUAUCUGUUUGUUGGGAGUCCUUUAGUAGAUAUGUAUGCAAAAACGGGAUUUAUCAAUGAUGCGAAACGGAUCUUUGAAGAGAUACCUGAGAAGAAUAUAGUUGUGUAUAAUACUAUGAUCACAGGUCUUUUGCGGUGUGGAUUUAUUGUAGAAGCUGAGCAAUUGUUUGAUAAAAUGCCAGAAAAAGAUUCGAUUUCAUGGACAACUAUCAUAACUGGACUUACCCAAAAUGGUCUGUUUAAAGAAGCAGUCGAUAAGUUUGAAGAAAUGGGAAGAGAAGGUUUUUGCAUGGAUCAGUUCACCUUUGGGAGUGUGUUGACUGCAUGUGGAGGUCUUCUGGCACUUGAUGAGGGAAAGCAAAUUCACGCCUAUAUUAUCAGGACUGAUUAUCAAGAUAACAUAUUUGUAGGAAGUGCUCUACUUGACAUGUAUUGUAAGUGUCGCAAUGUAAAAUAUGCGGAAGCAGUGUUUAGGAAAAUGAGGCACAAGAAUGUAAUAUCAUGGACAGCAAUGCUAGUUGGUUAUGGUCAGAAUGGAUACAGUGAAGAAGCCGUUAGGAUAUUUUGUGAUAUGCAGAGAAAUGAGACUCAUCCAGAUGAUUUUACUCUAGGGAGUGUAAUUAGCUCAUGUGCAAACCUCGCGAGCCUAGAAGAGGGUGCCCAGUUUCAUGGCCAAGCUUUAGCUUCUGGUUUAAUUAGUUUUGUUACGGUUUCAAAUGCUCUAAUCACUCUAUAUGGUAAAUGUGGAAGCCUAGAACAUGCCCACCAGUUGUUUCAUGAAAUGAAAAUAAGGGAUGAAGUUUCUUGGACAGCUUUAGUCUCAGGGUAUGCACAAUUUGGAAAAGCCAAUGAAACAAUAUCUCUGUUCGAAACAAUGUUGGCCCAUGGUAUCGUACCUGAUGGAGUUACUUUCGUUGGAGUUCUAUCAGCUUGUAGUAGAGCGGGUUUAGUGGAGAAAGGUUAUCACUAUUUUGAAUGUAUGGUGAAAGAACAUGGCAUCACACCAAUCCCCGAUCACUACACAUGCAUGAUUGACCUUCUCAGCCGAGCUGGAAGAUUAGAAGAAGCAAAAAACUUCAUUAACCAGAUGCCUUUUAGUCCUGAUGCAAUUGGUUGGGCCACAUUGCUAAGUUCUUGUAGACUCAAUGGGAAUCUGGAAAUUGGUAAAUGGGCUGCCGAGUCUCUUCAUAAACUAGAGCCGCAAAACCCUGCUAGUUAUAUUUUAUUAUCAAGCAUUUAUGCUGCAAAAGGUAAAUGGGAUGAUGUAGCAAAAUUGAGGAAGGGAAUGAGGGAAAUGGGAGUGAGAAAGGAACCGGGACAUAGUUGGAUCAAAUAUAAAAAUAAAGUGCACAUUUUCUCAGCUGACGACCGGUCAAGUCCAUUUUCAGAUCAGAUAUAUGCCAAGUUGGAAUGUUUGUAUCUAAAAAUGAUUGAGGAAGGGUAUGUGCCUGAUAUGAGUUUUGUUCUCCAUGAUGUUGAGAAGUCAGAGAAAAUUAAGAUGCUUAAUCACCACAGUGAGAAACUUGCUAUUGCCUUUGGGUUGUUAUUUAUACCUGACGGUCUUCAAAUACGAGUUGUAAAAAAUCUCAGGGUCUGUGGCGAUUGCCACAAUGCCACAAAAUACAUUUCUAGGAUCACCCAGAGAGAGAUACUCGUAAGAGAUGCAGUCCGUUUCCAUUUGUUCAAGGACGGAGUGUGUUCCUGUGGGGAUUUCUGGUAGCGUUUUGCCAAUCUAAAACCUCAGCCAAAGAUGACAAAACCUCGGAUUGUUAUGUUAGUAAAAGCUCAGUUUUAUUUGAGUCUGAGACCUACGAUUCAAUCUCGAAUGUGUAUACUUGUUAGGAGCUUGAUCGAUGAUUCUUUUGUGCAAUCAUGUAAUUCAGAACUGUUGAUUUAUCAAAUAAGAAUUCUUUCAAGGAUCAAGAAGGAACUGUUUUGUGCCAUGAGCCAUCAAGUAUCACACCGUUCAGUGAAGCUACCAGAGGUGUCAAGAUGAAUUUAUCCAAAGCAUAUUGAAAAUAUUUCUAGCUUGUGUGAAUGUGAUGGUUGCUUGAAGUGUUCUAGUUCAAGUGAGCUGUUUAAGCUGCAAGCGUGCUUGUAGAAUUCCAGCAGUAGUGCGUGGUGUUUCUGAAGUGGUUUUGACAACUUGCUGCAAAUCGAUUCCCAAGACGAAAUGAGGUUGAAACAUGCCUACUUUGAUGCAUGUCCAUAGAAAAUUAUCACAGAUUCAGAGAGUAACCACUGCCUCUUCUCCCUCUUAUUUUCAAGGAAAUAUUUAACGAAUCUAUAUUUUUCUUGACCAUCUUUUUUACUGUAUGACGGAUAUCAAACCUGGAAAAGGUUUAAAGGUCUAAUAUGAUUAAAGCGCGAUAGUUUGGAAUUGUGAAGACUAGUUCCAAUGUCAGGCAAGGAAGAAAUUCUCGCAUUCGAUACUUUAUUGCUUGGGUUCUUGUAGCUUCAGUUAUUGAUUAUUGUCUUGUUGUCUUGUACAUUUCCUUUACUCAAUAAAGUUCUCUUCUUCAAUAAAAACGUGCCUCGCUGUUCCUCCAUUUCUGAAGGUUUUAAUAAUGCAUCGAAGUUCGCUGCAAAUUGCUUUCAAACUAAACCCAGUUUUCUCGCGUGGCGGUCAAGUGAUAAGAAAGUAAUAGUAAUAAUUAAAGUUCUGUAUAACAUCCAGGUUAAUUAAAGCACAUCCGACAAAAGAUAACGAAGAAAGAUGGAAACACUUCUCAUGUGUCAUGAAAAGUAUGAGUCAACUGAGGACUAAAAUCCAGAUGAGAAUUUGUAUUAGACUAGGGACGAACUCCGGUUAUCUUCUUGGGAUGGUUUGAUGGAUAGCCCUGAAGCUUGCGAGUGGCUCUGUAUCAUGUGAAAGAAUGCAUAAUUAAUAUAUAAUUUUAAUACUGGAGAUAAGGAUAGAGGCGAUGGCAACUGUUACCUGUAUUUUUGUACAGAUCUCAAUUACUUCAGAAAGAGGCGCCCAGUCCCCAAAGUUCCGCUCAAUAAACUGGUAAGCAAUACCACGCUUUGCUGAGCCAAGAAUGAACAAACCACCCUUAAUUUCUCCUUCUCCAUUGAAGUUUUGCUUUAUUCCCAUUGCUUUUGCACGCUUAUAAUUUGCUAUAGCCCGAGGGUUGAAAAGAAAUCCGAAUAGGAAUUUUUCCUUCAUUAACUUUCCACCACCUAGAGCUUUGAAGAAUUCUCUGCCUUGGUCAAAGAGUACAGUGCCUCCCCAGUACCGGGGCCAGAAGUCCUUCACCUGCAUCACUACAUUUCAGUCAAACAGAUUGGAUGGGUUAAAAGAGCUAGAAGUCUUAUGAAUACCUCUGAUUCUAUGUUUUCAUGAAUUACAGCGAAUAGUUGGUAUCCUAGUGCAUCAAAUAUUGGUUUUCUGGCAUAUAGCUGGUGAGCUUCUGCUCUGCACAUGAUGCACCUGUUUUCAAAUUCAAGAGAUGUUAGUUGUUCCUUUCCCUCAAGAUGGCUCAAACACCAGUAACAAUAUCAAAACGUGAUACUGAACGCAUCUAGAGGAGCUGGAAAGUUGCUUUUCGUUUGUGCUUUUUUAGUUUGUGAGUCGAGUUUAAACCAUCUUCUUCAUGAAUAAAACUUAUCUGUUUACAACUUAAAAUCAGGUCUUGAAGCAACGUGCUUAAACUUACCCAGGUCGUCUAAUACAGAGGAUAAUGGCUGGCUUAUCGUGCCAUAGUGCUGAUGCUUUCAUAGGGGGAGUCUUAGUCUUCACCAAACGCUCCAUUCCAAUUUUAUACUCUGGAGUUAAUUUCUGAACGGAGAUGUUUUCAAUGGCAGAAUAAGGAGCAAUUUUAUCAACAAUAGGAGAAGGUUGCACACAACCACAUGCUAUAUGACCAGCUAGUUCUGUUGCAACAAUCCCCUUGAACACAUACCCGUCUUCAAUUUUAAAUUCACUCAGUGCUUGCUCAACUGUUUUAUCCUGAAAGGUUCGGCUUCUCAUACUCAGCAUCCUCUUUGAGCUGUUAGACUGAUAAGUCCUCUUGAUGCUUGUUGAUGGAAUAGGAGCAUCAGACUUAUUGGUCGAGGGAUCCACACACGAACUUUUUCUAUCACGGAAACGUGCAACAUGACCUCUCUUCAUGCGGAAUUGAGAUGUUAAAUCCUCAACACUUAAGCUUAGAAGUUCAGGCAAACAUUUCCCGGUGGACUCUAGCCUAUCUGCAUACGGCAUCAGAGAUCUAUCGUGGAGGUAAGUUCUUAUCUCAAUUGCUUCCUGUCAUAGCAAAACCUAUCCAUGAGAAAUUUUCAAAAAAGAAAGAAAGAAAGAAAGAAAGAAAAUAUUGACUAUCUAUGAUAAUUCAUCAAUUGGAUGAAUUAUACGGAGGUUAUUACUUCAGAAAUCUUGUAAGAUAUAAACAUCUGAAAUUGCUUAUUGGGGUUCUUUUUUGUUUAGAACUAGAAAAAGUAUCGAUUACCAACCUUUUGUUGUCGUGUCAUGCUUAUAGCAUCCAUAUCCUCAGAAUUCAUGACCUUCAAGGUGGGUACAUCAUCCCAGCCUUCAUCCAGCAAAGUGGGAAGCAGAUCCUUAAGAACCCCAUUUCCCACAAAAUCUUCCACAGAGAAAGAACCCAUUUUCUUCCAAGGAUGGCCGAUGGUUCUCUUGCUGUCUAGAUAAUAUAAGUUUUGUUCUCACCUUUGAUCUUUCACCUAGUCACUCCUGGGAGGACUUAAAAUAUUAUUAUAGAUACAGAGGUGGCUUUAUAAUAUAUGAACAAAUGAACUCACCUGAAUAUCAAGAAAAAGUCGGACAUCGAGAUUUAUUCAACUUUAAACAGAUAAGUUUGCAUAGGAACAAUAAAGCAGUAUUGUAUGAUGCAUUUGAUUUCGUCAAUAUCAAGGUUUUUCCUCUUAGCUGCUCUUUUUGGUGUUAAGAGGACUUUGCUCAACAAAUAGUGCCAAAGUGGAUGAUGAUAAGGAUGUUAAAUCUUGACUAUCAAGAGAAAGAACAUCCCUAUCAAAAUGAGACCAAGUCAGCAUCCACCUCCUAGAGGGACAAAGAUGUUAUCAGAUAUUAGAUAUUAGAUGGAAGAGAGGGAAAGCUUUCAACUGCUACGUCCAAAACAAAGCACUUUUGCUUAGAACACGACAGAGAUUACUUGAAAAUAAUAUCAAGAAGAAAAAAAAAAGAUGAUUCAUGGUUGCUUGUUGUUCCACAAUGCUAAAGUGGGUUGUAGUUGCCGGCCUUACACCUGCUUUAUGUUAUUGGGUUGAAUUUGAAAAUGCAGGCUUGGAGGUUUUGUUUUAGUAAGCUGACUUUCGAUUUUUGGAGUUUUGUAUGAAUAUUAUUUUGAAAUUUUUUUUUUUA